Molecule: messenger RNA, 2890 nt
Organism: Chionomys nivalis (European snow vole)
Lineage: Eukaryota; Metazoa; Chordata; Mammalia; Rodentia; Cricetidae
Gene: Ttk
Product: TTK protein kinase
Exons: 22
Coding region: 46-2601 (851 amino acids)
Biological process (GO): meiotic spindle assembly checkpoint signaling; peptidyl-serine phosphorylation; mitotic spindle assembly checkpoint signaling
Cellular component (GO): nucleus; spindle; kinetochore
Molecular function (GO): protein binding; protein serine/threonine kinase activity; protein serine/threonine/tyrosine kinase activity
Source: RefSeq, a predicted model, not a curated record
AGGAGUUGGGGCUCUGCUGUUUGCGUCCUUGCUCGGCCUCCGGAGAUGAAUUACAAUUUAGAAAUGGAGACUGAAGAAUUAGAUGCCAGGAAGUUGACAAUUGAUUCCAUAAUGAACAAAGUAAGAGAUAUUAAAAAUAAGAUAAAGGAAGACCUUACCGAUGAGCUGAGCUCGAAUAAAAUCUGUGCUGAUCCUACAGAAACGGUUAACCAAAUUAUGAUGAUGGCGAACACCCCAGAGAACUGGUUGAAUUUCUUGCUGAAACUAGAGAAGAACAGUGUCCCCCUAAAUGAUGCUUUUUUAAAUAAGUUGAUCGGUCGCUACAGUCAAGCAAUUGAAGCCCUUCCUCCAGAUAAAUAUGGCCAGAACGAGAGCUUUGCUCGAAUCCAAGUCAGACUUGCCGAAUUAAAAGCUAUUCAAGAACCUGAUGAUGCCCAUGACUACUUUCAAAUGGCCAGAGAAAACUGCAAGAAGUUUGCUUUUGUGCAUGUGUCUUUUGCACAGUUUGAACUGUCUCAAGGCAAUCUUAAAAAAAGCGAACAGCUUCUUCAUAAAGCUGUAGAAAGCGGAGCAGUGCCGCUGCAGAUGCUGGAGAUAGCCAUACGCAACUUACACCUCCAGAAGAAGCAGCUCCUGUCAGAGGAGGACAAGAAGAGUUUGUCAGCAUCUACAGUACUAACUGCCCAAGAAUCAUUCUCUAGUUCCCUUGGAAAUCUACAGAAUAGGAACAUGAGUUGUGAUUCCAGAGGACAGCCUGCUAUAGCCAGGAUUUUAUAUGGAGAGAACAUACCUCCACAAGAUGCAGAAAUAAGUCAUCGAAAUCCCUUAAAACAAACUAACAAAGCUAAACCAUCAUGUCCCUUUGGAAGAGUCCCGGUUAACCUUCUGAAUAGCCCAGAUUAUCAUGUGAAGACAGAUGGUUCAGCUUUGCCAAAUUUUUCAAAAAGAAAGAUAUCCGGAUCAGAUUCCCGAGAUUCAAUUAUUCCUGGAUCCAAACCAAGUGGAAAUGAUUCCUGUGAAUUGAGAACUUUAAAGCCCAUUCAAAGUGUCCAUUUCAAAGACUCUCUGGUGUCCAAUGAAAAAAGUUCUGAGCUUAUUUCUGAUUUAGUAAUCUUGAAGAGUAAAACUGAAUCAAGUCUUCUAACAAAAUUGGAAGAAACUAAAGUACGUCAAGAACCAGAAGUUGCAGAAAGAAAGCACAAACCAUGGCAGUCCACAAGAAAGUCUGAGAGUAUGAGCCAAAACCAGUGGCACAUUCCGGAUGUUACCCCUAAGACUCAGAAAGAGAAGUGUCCCACUGUUGAGCAGCUUGGCUUACCAGUUUCAAAGCAGUCGCCUCCGAUGUCAGUUCCUAAAUGGAUUGAUCCUAAGUCUGUCUGUGAGACACCCAGUAGUAAUUCCAUGGAUGAUUACAUGAGCUGUUUUAGGACUCCAGUUGUGAAGAAGGACUUUCCACCUGCCUGCCCAUUAUCGACACCUUACAGCCAGCCUGCCUGCCUGCAGCAGCAACAGCAGCAAGGACUCAGUACUCCUCUUCAAAACUUACAGGUUUCAGGAUCCUCAACGAUAAAUGAAUGCAUUUCUGUUAAAGGAAGAAUUUAUUCCAUAUUAAAACAGAUAGGCAGUGGAGGUUCCAGUAAGGUAUUUCAGGUAUUGAGUGAAAAGAAGCAUAUAUAUGCAAUCAAAUAUGUGAACCUAGAAGAUGCAGAUAAGGAAACUAUUGACAGUUACCGGAAUGAGAUAGCUUAUUUGAACAAACUACAGCAACACAGUGAUAAGAUCAUCCGACUCUAUGAUUAUGAAAUCACAGAGCGGUACAUCUACUUGGUAAUGGAAUGUGGAAACAUUGACCUGAAUAGUUGGCUUAAAAAGAAAAAAUCCAUCAAUCCAUGGGAACGCAAGAGCUACUGGAAAAACAUGUUGGAAGCAGUACACACAAUCCAUCAGCAUGGCAUUGUUCAUAGUGAUCUGAAGCCUGCUAAUUUUCUAAUAGUUGAAGGAAUGCUGAAGCUAAUUGAUUUUGGGAUUGCAAACCAAAUGCAGCCAGAUACAACAAGCAUAGUUAAAGAUUCUCAGGUUGGUACAGUUAAUUACAUGCCUCCAGAAGCAAUCAGAGACAUGUCUUCUUCAAGAGAACAUGGGAAAGUCAAGACCAAGAUAAGCCCCAGAAGUGAUGUUUGGUCCUUGGGGUGCAUUUUGUACUAUAUGACUUAUGGGAAAACCCCAUUCCAGCAUAUCAUUAAUCAGCUCUCUAAACUACAUGCCAUAAUUGACCCUAAUCAUGAAAUUGAAUUUCCUGAUAUUCCAGAAAAAGAUCUUCAAGACGUGCUAAAGCGCUGUUUAGUAAGGGACCCUAAAGAGAGGAUCUCCAUCCCCGAGCUGCUCGCACAUCCGUAUGUUCAGAUUCAACCCCAUUCAGGCAGCCAAGUGGCUAGGAAAACCAGUGAUGAAAUGAAAUAUGUUCUGAGCCAGCUUGUUGGUCUGAAUUCUCCUAACUCCAUUUUGAAAACUGCCAAAACUCUCUAUGAACGCUAUAAUUGUGGUGAAAGUCAAGAUUCUUCAUCAUCCAAGACAUUUAACAAAAAGGCAGAAGGAAAUUGAUGUACAGCUACUCACAAACCAAAAACACUAAAUCUGUCCAUCUGCUAUACUCUUGAAUCGCCACGGAAAUCUACCUUAGGAAACAAACUUGCCUGAAUUUCUUCAGUAAAAAUCUUUGUAAAUUAUCCUCUAAGAAAACUGUAAAGCUAACCACUGUGUUAGAUUAUAUAGUUGUGCUUUUGUUUUCUGUUUUUCUGUAAAUCUAAUCGGUCUGGUAACAUUUCAUACGGAGCGGGGGACUCUGGACUGUUGAUGAUAUCUGUAAAUAGAGACGACCUCUUACUCUGAA